Pomacea canaliculata is the source of this 9477-nucleotide messenger RNA. Its product is annotated as protein phosphatase 1 regulatory subunit 37-like. Gene Ontology annotation, molecular function: protein binding. The record is from RefSeq and is a predicted model, not a curated record. Lineage: Eukaryota; Metazoa; Mollusca; Gastropoda; Architaenioglossa; Ampullariidae.
GGCAAUAUUGCAACCAAUCAUUUUUGAGGUUAGAAAAUCAUUCACGGAAGUUGUGUGACGCAGGCAGAGAAUGGCGGCUAGUUGGCAGGGGGAGUCCUCAUGAAAGAAUAGGAAACAUUUUAUGAACAGUGUAAAGCUGGGUUUGUUUGAAAAUGUUGAAGACAGCAAAAACAUGAUAAUGUCGGAAAUUGUGGGUCAGCUGUCAAUGUCAAAUAAGACAAGCGCCUGUUCCUCGGCUGAAAACGGGCUUUUAGAAGGACAGGAAGUAAACAAAGUGAAAGAUGCAGCUGACAGCGGGGGAGGGUCGUUAACCAUCGGAGCAGACAGCAGCAGCUUCAGUGACGAAUAUCUUAGCGAGAAACAGAAAAGUUCUCCGUUGAAGAUGAAGAGUCGAAAUAAAAUAACAUUUCCUACCGGUGAUUUGGUAUCUACGUACCACGACCCGCCUGAUCCGUGGAAAAAUGUUAGAAAUUACACCACCCAUGAAGUUAUAUCAGCAUACAGAAAAAGUUGUGAAAAAUAUAAUACCAAGCCAAUGUAUAAAAUAAUUCAGCAGAUUGAGGCAUUCUCCUGCAGUGGAAAAAGGGAGGAAAAACUAGUAGUUAAAGGAGACAAGAUUGAACCCAGGCACUGCGAAGCACUGGAGGAGAUCUUCCGCCGUGUCCAGUUCAAAACCCUUGAGUUUGAAGCAAGUCAUCUGGAUGAUGAGUGUGCAGUGGCAUUAUUUGAUAUGAUCGAGUACUACGACUCCACUUGUCAUCUAAAUAUAUCCUUCAAUAAGAAUAUUGGACUCCGAGGAUGGCAAGCAUGUUCUCGACUUAUCAGAAGGACGCCAAGCCUGACAGCCCUGGAUGUAAGGAGUUGUGACCUCAAUGACCGAUCUAUUCCCGUGUUUGGCCGUGCUUUAAAGCUAGGAAGCCAUCUAACAAUCUUACACAUGGAGAACAUGUACCUUUCUGGACGUGCUCUGAUCAUUCUAGUGGCUGCCCUCAAGAUGAACGAGACAUUGCAAGAACUUUUCCUGGCUGAUAAUCGACUGAUGCCCAGUGAUGGCAUUCAGCUUGGAAACCUCCUAAAGUACAACCAUUCACUUACUCUAUUGGACCUCCGCAACAAUCAUUUACAGGAUGUAGGGGUGGGACAUGUAUGUGAAGGAUUAUAUGAACAAAACCUUGACCAUGGUUUAAAGACCCUUGUACUGUGGAACAACCAAAUCACGUAUCAAUCUAUGGCUGCCAUUGGCCGAGCGCUGGGUUCUACUAAGUGUCUAGAGACGCUCAAUCUUGGCCACAACAAUGUGACCAAUGAGGGCAUACAUAUUCUCAAGGAAGGCCUGCUAAAAAGCAAGUCUUUGCUACGUCUCGGUCUUCAGUCAACACGCCUGACAUGUGAAGGAGCUGUUGCACUGGCUGAGUAUGUUGCUGAUAGUGCUCACCUCCUGCGCCUGGACCUCCGAGAAAAUGACAUUAAGACAGCUGGGCUAAUGGCUCUAUCAUUAUCUCUCAAGGUCAAUGACAGCGUUACUCGCAUAGACCUUGAUAAAGAAACCAAGAAGGAACCAGGCAUGAAGGACUAUGCUGAGCAGCAGAAGCGGCUACUGCAAGACAUCCAGCUGUUGCUAGAACGCAAUCAGCAGAGGGCACUGCAGCGAGAGGAGGAAGAGAGGCGUCAGCUGGAAGAGAGGGCCCACCAGGAAGUGGCAAGGAUUUCUGUUGAAUCUGCACUAGCUCUGGCCCAGGAAGCUGUUCAGGCUCAUCCAGAGUUGCUAUGUCUGACGGAGCAGAAUUCAAGGCGACGACCUAGUUUAUUAUUUGAUGCUACUCAGCUGACACCACAGGAGUCUCUGGAGUCACCCCAUCCCUCAGAUGUUCACCCUCUCUUCCCUGGCCAGCAAGAAUCAGGCUUGGCAGGUGCGACUGUUAUACCUGAAGUGUCUGUGUCAGCAUCCUCACCUCCAAUGACGUUGGAGCUGCAGCACCCGUUGACAGCAGUGACAGUGACACCAUCACCAGGAACUGUGACAGAAGGUAGCAUGAUAUUGCCGUUGCCUCAGAGCCUGACUGGGGCCACGGUAUUGCCAUCUCCUCCUGUCGAGCUCUUGCUUUCACCUCAGUACUACCCUCGCCCAACAGCCCGCAAGAUUUUCUCUGUCAGUCGGGUCAAAGAACCUCUGCCUGUCAUGUCCCCUACUGUGUCGCAGACUGGUGCACUGGGGACCACACCAAAUGUGGUAAGCCCUACUGGAGCAAGUUCUUUGCUUCCAGGAACCCCUGCACCUACGAUAGGGAUCAGUCCUACUCUUCUUUGUCAAGACCUGGCUGUGGAAACUGUCAGAGAGUAUAUUGAGCAGAUUGUUUCAGACUCUUCCUUGGUUCAUCAGCCUGGCAGUGUCAAAGCCGGUGGGGAUGGUAAGUUGAGCGAGGUUGAUUCUUAUGGAGAAGGCAUAGGGCUAGCCAUAGCAGAGAGUGACAAGGAAGAGCAAAAGAUGUCUGAAGAGGAUUCUGAGCUGGAUCCUUUAGGAGUUCUUAGGGCUGCAAGGUCUCUGCCUCGCAAGGUGGAUGUUGUUGACUGUGAUAGUGAUGAUUUGACGGACAUUAGCGUAGGAACCCCAGACUCAGAUUCUGUGUUUGAUGACUCCUCAGCUUUUUCUUCAACCAAUGAUUCAUUGUGCCAAGAGGGAAAGAGCCACGAUGGAGAAGAAGAAGAAGAGACGAGUGUCGCUUGCGUAAAUGCUGAUGGUGGAGCCUUUGGUGGUGCGAAGACCAGGGACACAAUGCAAAGCUCUUACAUUCCACAGACUUUAAGCCCAGAAGAUGAUGACGAUUUGUUUGUAGAAUUCAGCCGUUUAGGAAAAGUAAAACCAGAGGCAUCGAGCCAAAGUGUUGCUUCACAUCUUCACGCUACCAGAAAUUCUUUCACACAAAGUGCAGCAGAGAGUGACUGUACAUCCACAAUGGAUGCAAGUCAUUUAAGUCAAGGUGAAGACCUAGCUAGUAUACACAAGAGAAGUAAUGCUCGUGGAGAAUCUGCUUUCUCUCAGCAGGCAGCAGACGAGAAUCUUCCUAACGAUCAGCAAAGCACAGCUGCUUCCCUCUCGACUCACUUGCCGUACAGAAGCUUGGAUUUGUUUGACCUCAGCAUGGAUGAUGAGGAUCUCAGCAUAUUCACUUCAGCUCUUCAUGCCCCAAGUCAGCACUCAGAAAGCCUGCAUGAAGAGGGAAGUUCAGCCGAGGUAGUGCUGGAGAAAGAUGAGGGAGAAGUAGGUGUGGACUUGAAGUUGGCUCCAAGUGAGACCUGGCUGGCAGUGGAUGCAUCCAGCAUAGCAGAGCAGCAGAGUGAAGCUGAUGAGGAUCAGGGCAGCAAGCCAGAUUUCUUCACCUCUCUAACUCUAAAUGGUCUGACACAAGAGCUGGCAAGUGCACUCAUCGAUGAAAGCAAAGGAUCUGAUGAAUGUGAUGAGUUUGAGCGUGACCUAGACGCUAUGCUGGCAAGCAUAAGAAGUGAACUUUCCUGGCCGCUUUGCCAAGGCACAGAAGUGACAGAAGUGAACAGUGCUCAGACUAAUGAUACAGUGUCCAACAAUCAGCACACACUGCCUCAUGAAUUAGCUUAAGUUAUCUGUUAUAGUCCUGAUUUAGAAGGGCAAGGAAGGGAGGUUGGAGGAUUUUUGUUUGCAGCUAAAGAUAGGUAAUGUUUCAUUUGUAAUGAGAGUUUUACAAUGAAGUUCAUCAGCUGCUAGGAAAUAUCUGUGUUGUGGUGUAGGUAACUUUGUACAAGGGUAGUUUGUACAGAGAAAAGAAGGUAAAUGGGAAAAUACCGCUGGCAAAGAAACCACUCAUUAUGUGAUCCUUUCUGCUAUUUGUGGUCCAAAAAUCAUCAGUGAUCAUCCAGAAAUUCCUCUGCAAAUCAACACAAAAUUCCGUUUAUUCAUCUUCAUUAACUAGAGAAUUUCUGAGAGAGACAAGCAGGCUUUUUUUUUUCCCCCCUUUUCUCAUGGUUAAAGAUGGUGGCAAUGUUGAACUACCUGCAGUCUUUUGCUUUUCACAAUGCAAUAAUGUGGUUAUCAGUCAUAUCAGUUUUGUCAAAAAGUGUGUUGGGGGAGGCUAUUAAAUCGGUGAACUGCUUGUCUUUGUAAAUCGUUUUAGAGCAGCACCUGUUUGACUUAUGGACUGAGUCACUCUGGACUAUCAACAGCCACUGAAGCAACAGAAGGGAAAUUUUGAGAUUUCUGUCUCAUGCAGGGAAUAAUCCCUACUUUUUCCUUCUUUAGGGAACUUUUUAAAUAUUCAACAAGUAGGAAAUUGGAGUUGUGAUAUUAUUGGUGGUGAUGACAUCAGUCAUGACAUCGUGUUCUUGUUCAUUCAUAUGUGAUUGAAAGGAAGAGCAUAUUCUUCAUAUCCAAACAUUUACUGAUGCAAAUGCUUAUUUCACUUUGCUCAAACUGGCAGUCUUUGAAAGUAGGAGAAUGUGAAAUCCUCCACAAAAAUUGCUAAUUGUAUAUUAGCUUGCUUCUGUGCUCCCCAAAAUGCAGCAUCAGAUUUUGUUUGCUUUUAUUUAUGCAAUGAAAACUGUUUUACCAACAAAAUGAAGGUAAUUACUUCAGAUGUUAUGAGAUGCAGAUUAAGUAGUGGUUCAGGCAUGACCUAACAUAUGAGAAGGAGAAGAAUGCACAAGUGAUGUGACUGUCAAAGCACUUUGCAACAGAUUUAGUAGGGCAAUUUUACAUCUCCUUUAAAGAUGAAAGAAAAUUUGUGUGAUUAGCACAUGUUGACAAAGGUAGCAUAGGUUGUGAUUUGCUUGGAUUCUUAUUAGGUCACGUAAAGCAUAGAGAGAUCGGAUAUUGCAAUUUCUUUUCUCUCUCCCUCUCUCUUUUUUUUUUUUUUUGUUCGAGGCAAAAUUCACUGGAUCUUUACUAUAACACAGUAAUGUAUGUAUUGCACUGUUUAAACAUACCUGCACAUUUUGUGUUGAUAUAUUAAUUGGCUAAGCCCUAUAGCCAGACUAGCACAGGUAUUAUGUAUGUGCUUCAAACAUUUUUUGUUAAAAAAAUUUCUUUGGUUGUUCUGGCCUAGACUGGAUGUUGAAAGGGCAGUUGUGUAGUAGUACUUUACCAAAUUUAUUAUAGUUUUCAUUCAAACUGUCUAAAUUUACCACUAUCGUAACUGGGUUUUUCACCACUGUGAGACUUGAAUCAUUUCCUGUUUUAUUUAUAACUUAUAAGAUGCAUAUUCCUUAUAGUAUUUUUUUUCUCCAGUGUUUUUAAAUACAUAUGCUCUUUCCAUUGAAAGCAUCAAAAUCUACUAUAGCCAUUACAUUUAUUCACAGUAAAGUGAGUGACUGAAUAAAGGAAAUGUUGAUGUUUCACAAUAGCCAUGCACUUUGAUAACCUCUCACACCACACUUAAAUUCAUUUGCAAAGUGCACUUACAUUCGUGAAAACUGCUGCUAACACGACGAGCCGAUUCAGACAUAUUAAGUUGGUUUCACCUGUUUAUUGUCAGGCCAGGUAAUGCUUGUAGGCUUAGCUAGUUGAAGCAUUUAAAAGGCAGGCAGUCCUCACAGGCAUUUAUGUUUGAAAGAUAGAAGUUCAUGCAUUUAAUUUUAUAUAAUCUUUCUACAUAAAAAUAAAUCACAAGAGAUAAUUAGAAAACCAUUUUCAUCAUCUCUUGUAUGGACACCAUUGUGACAUAAUCAUGUUCUCACAGAAAUCAAGUAAGAAAUCUGAUGAAAGUUCAUGGAAGAUACAUUACAUCAUUGCUGUUUGACACCAAAAGGUUUUCUAAAUCUGAAAAUAGAAAUGCUUUGUUUUGCAAUGACACUUUGAAUGUCAGAACUGUGAAAAGGAGGAAUCUUGUGCAUCCUACUUUUGUCAGCAGUGAAGACCCAUUUUUCUUAAAUUAUGUUUAUUCAGGGCUAAUUAAUGGGACUUUGUUUGUAAGAUAUUUAUGCAGGUUUCCAUCUGUUGUAUUUAGUGCUUACUGCUUUUCACUCCCAACAAGCAGUUUUAUAUGCAGUUUCUCGAAUUUCUGUAUGCAUGCUUUGUGUGCAUGUGGGUGUGCUUAGGUGUGGCAUGCAUACCUGUGUCCAUGCACAUGCAUACAACUUUGAAUGUGUGUGUGAGCUGUACAAUCUUGAGUUGUCUUGCUUUUUUAUGUUUUGAAAAAAGGUGUGGGAGGGCUACCCUGUUCCUCUUGUCCCUGGUUUGUCUUAUGCAUUUAAAUGUUCCAACCUUAAAAAAACUGUAGAGUUGGCAAAGUUGAUCAUGCAAACACCUUUAAAAGCACUGUAUAUAUGCAUGAGUUUAAUUACUGUUGCUUUGAGGUUAACUGGAUUGUGAGUGUGACUUAAGUUGUAAAAUCUGAUGUUUACAGAAACAUUCUGUGAUGACUGUUGGACCCCAUGCAUGUCUUCUGUAUAGCUGAAAGCUUUGACUGGGAAGGCAUGGAGAUUUUGACUGCUAAUGACUUUUCAGAUUUUAAGCAAAUUUAAGGCUGAAAUUUUGUUUGGCUUGUGUUGACUGAGCUUUUGUAAUGUUUUUUAGGGUGAGUGGGGCAAUUAGGCUUUUGGUACAAGGGUUAAUUAACAUUUGGCACAGAUAUAGGCAUGCUCUUGCUAAAUACGCAAUUAAAUGCUUAACCAGCAGAAGAUUUUCAAACCAGGUGUAGCUUUUUUUACUUUUUUUUUUUUAGGGGAGGCAAAGGAGAAAGGGUUUCUAAAAUCACUACAAAAACCAAAAAGGCAUGCUUUUCAUUUAUAAGUAUUAGCUUUAUGUGAUAUUUCUGAAGAAUGUAAUUAUCAUGCAGGCACUUGAACAUUUUAGGAUAAUACUUUCAUGAUGCAUUUCUAAAUAUCUGAAGAAUACUUACCCAGGAUGAUGGAAGUCUCUGACUUUGGAAGUUAAGAUAAAAGAAAAAUGCUUCACUCUAAUCCAGAAAAGUAGGACAAACAUGAAUGAUUAUGUUUUGGUUGUGCAAAUAAUUUUCGCGCAUCACAGACAUCAUUUCACUGCAGUCUUGGUGAUAAACUAUGAUGUACAAAGGAAAUUAAAGUUGGAGCUGAACGCUUCUUGUGUGUGUUUUUAUGUUUGUUUUUUGUUUUGUUUGAUUUUCACUUUGACUUCUGGCUUCUACUCAGUGUUUAUCUGAAAGCAAACUUUUUGUAUGCAAAGUAUUUGAAAAAAUUAAUCAGUGUGAUAAAGUUACAUUCCAUCUUCGGAAUUUUCAUCAAAAGUAAUCUGAAUGUGUUUGUGUGUUGCAUAAUUGAUACAUCACAAACUUUUGACUCCUUACAUGACAGAACAGCAGGCUAGAAGGUGACCGACAUACAAUGUUUUCCUCAUACAUGCCAAUCUGUCCAAUGUUUAAUUCUAGCUGUAACUAAAUGUAUCUGCUUUCCACAGACACUGUCUUCUGCUAAGUUUUAUGUUAAAAGUGAAGUGCUUAUUUAUCUGUAGAAUGUGAUAUUAGCUGUCACCCAUUUAUACAUCCAUAUGUCACAAACAUGCCUUCCACUGCUUGUUGUGUUACCUGCCAGGAAUUUGUAAUUAGGGUUUUGCAUGCAUGUAAACAUUUUUUGAGUACCUAAGCUUUUAAAGCAAGUAUUUCUUUUUGCCCAAUGCAAAAAAGUGCUUUUGAAUUUAGAGAUUUUUUUCAUUGGGUUUCUGCAUGUAGUCACUUUAGCCUUAGUACUCGAACAGGGAAUAAACAAUUUAGACAGGUUACUGAUCUGAAUAACACAUUUUGUAUCGGAUUGCUUAAACUUUUAAUUUUUGGACUAUGUAUGUAGGCAGAAGUGUUUUUUCCUUUUGUUUUUGUCAACUUCAUAAGCACCUACCCCACCUGAGAGGUAGGAAGGUGCAUCAUAAAUGUUCAUUUUAUUACAUCAUUUAUGUCUUUAUCAUGUGUGAUAUAAUAGCCUAAAAAUACUCUUUGGUCUGUCAAGAACUAUUUUUCUGGUUGCAAAUACUCUUUGCUUUGUUAGGAUAACCAGGUCAGAUAUGUUAGCACACAUAAAAGCUUCAUAUACCUGCAUAUAGGCUUUAUACAUUUUUUACUUACACUUUUGUCAUUUUUUUUUUCCUUUUCUUUUUGUGGAAUACGAUGAACUUCAGUUAAAUUGUUAGAUUCUUACACAAGAUUGUUUAACUACUUAUGGAUUCUAACGCUUCCUAUACAGUUUGUACCUGUGGGUGCAAACAUCUUCAUAGCUACAGCUUGUGUUGAUUCAUUUAUAUUGAGUUAAACAUUCUUUUUAAAAUCCAUAACUAUUCAAGUUUAUUAAUUCCCAUAUGCACAGAAGUCAAUGGCAGAGCAAUAACUAAUUCACAAUGAUUUUUUUGGAGCGGGGUGGGAGUUGUAAAGUAUGAUUGCAAAGUGCUUUUGUACUAGGUCUGCACUGAGGUUAGUAUUUUACUUGUUGAAUAAUCUUUGUUGUCUGGUUGUUAGUGCACUUAGUGUUGGAGCUAGUUUAAUUUCCCCUUUCUACCCAACAGCUGUCUUGCAGAAAUGGAUACCUGAUUUAUCAGGGAAAGAAAAGGCAGCAGAAAGAGAUGGACUUUGCCUUCCACAUGCUGUGUAUUAGACACAAUGAACCAUUUAAUUAUGACUCUUUACCAUCUAGCUUACAGAACAGAAAAUAGUUUUCGUUGUAAUCAGUGAUAAUUGUGAUGACAGAAUCUGUGCAAUAACCUUGGUUAUGCUUUGUAAGCAGAUAAACUAUCAGUUAUGGAGACAUUUGUUAUUGUUUUCUCCAGUUUGACGUCUGCAAUAUUCACCUUAACUAGACUUUACCAUUUUUCUUCAUGAUCAGUGUUUUUGCUAGGCAACAAAAAACAGUCUGGACUUUCUACCUUUACACCUCCCCCCAAACUCAUCAAAAACAGGAAUCCCAUUCUUACUUCUAUUAAUCUUUUGUAUGAUCUUUGGUAAAUCCACUUUUAAUAUUAAUAUUCUGAACUGAUUUUGAUAAUUUUCACUUCUAUAAACCCUUAAACUUAAGAGACUCUAACAUGAUGCAAAGUGUAUGUGUGCAUGCAUGCUUACAAGUUCUAAUAACAUUUGGAAUGUGUAAAGUGUUUCAUCUUGUACUUUCUGCUCUUAAGCACAUGCUUGUAUUAAUGCAAAUAAACAGAUUUGUAGAUAUGUCUAAAUGCUCAGCUGAAAACUUGUAUAGAAUGAUUAUAUGUGCAGUAGCCUUCGGAGACAUUAAGGGCAAGCAAUGCAACUUUGAUGCCUACUGUCAGUUUGAUGAGCAGUCUCUGCAAUAUAAUCAGUAACAAAAGCAGAUAUGUUACUAGCAGAGGAAUGUGGUUAGGUUAAGAGUGCAUACAGGCAUGCUCUGUGUUUGGCAUUCACAAAUGCACAUUGAAGGAUACCAGCAGUCUGAUUUUCUUUAUCAGUUUAGAUUUAAUUUUUGUAAGUACAGAAGAUUCAAGGGUUGUGUACUAAACAGGAAUAAAGACCGCUAUUGCUGGGUUCA